GUCUUUCACGUCGUUUGUUUUGGCAGCGCACACACCAGGGUUUGUGACAGUUUCUAAAGAAGUUUCCAGCCGUUUGACGAGCCGCUUCCUCGUCCGUGAAGAUGUCGACGCCGCUCGAAAAGCCCCAAAUCAUCGCCCACAUCCAGAAAAGCCUGAACUACACCAUUUUCGACAGCAAAUGGAUCCCCUGCAGCGCCAAGUUCGUGUGCCUGGGCAACUUCGCCAGAGGGACGGGGGUGAUGCAGGUGUACGAGGUGCAGCACGGGGAGCUGCAGCUCGUCAAGGAGGUAGAGAAAUCCAAGCCCAUAAAGUGUGGUACAUUUGGGGCCACCUCUCUCCAACAGAGACACAUAGCCACUGGGGAUUUUGAUGGAAAUCUCCACAUAUGGAAUCUGGAGAUGCCUGAAGUGCCAGUGUACUCUGUAAAGGCUCACAAAGAGAUAGUGAACAGUAUAGAUGGGGUCGGAGGCCUUGGGAUUGGUGAUGGUGCACCCGAGAUAGUCACUGGAAGCAGAGACGGGACAGUGAAGGUUUGGGAUCCCAGACAGAAAGAUUCACCUGUGGCCAACAUGGAGCCUGUGGAGGGAGAAACCAAGAGGGACUGCUGGACUGUUGCCUUUGGUCAUGCUUUCAAUGAUCAGGACCGCUGUGUGUGCGCCGGCUAUGACAACGGAGACAUCAAACUGUUUGACCUCCGCAAUAUGUCCUUACGGUGGGAAACCAACAUCAAAAAUGGGGUAUGCUGUGUGGAGUUUGACAGGAAAGACAUCAGCAUGAACAAGCUGGUGGCCACCUCACUGGAGGGAAAAUUCCAUGUGUUUGACAUGAGGACCCACCACCCCACCAAGGGCUUCGCCUCUGUUUCCGAAAAGGCUCAUAAAUCAACCAUCUGGCAGGUGAGGCAUUUGCCUCAGAACAGAGAAAUCUUUAUGACUGCAGGUGGAGCAGGCAACCUACAUCUAUGGAAAUAUGAAUACCCUGCUCAGAGGAGCAGGAAGGACUCAGAUGGCGUGGACAUGGGUGUGGCCGGCUCAGUCAACCUCUUACAGAACGUCACUCUGUCCACUCAGCCAAUCGCAAGCCUGGACUGGAGUCCUGACAAGCAGGGCCUGUGUGUGUGCUCUGCCUUCGACCAAUCUGUCCGUGUGCUCAUUGUCACCAAACUCAAUACAGUGUGACAGCAGAAUAUGUCACAGACUGAUGGUCAGGCUCAGCACCACCCAAAAUGUGAGAGACGGCUCUCGCCCUUAAGAGAUGGUGUUGUUUCUGUGAGGCUGAAUUGGAGCCCUGGUUGUCUGUGAACUGAUGGUGUUUCAUUAGAGCAUGACAAUUUUCUGCUGUACUUCUUGGAAGAUGUCCAUCUAGUAUUUGCACAACUGGCACUCAUCUGUAGACUUACCUUGCCAGAAACUUGUUAACUCAAUUGAACUGGGUGUUGUUUUGCUGAGAUGAUCUCAUUUUGUCUCUAUUAAAUGGUAUCCAUGAAACAAGUGUAGUGCCUGGCUGUGCCCUGCAGGCAGGCAGUUAUCCUCCAGGAUCAGUGCAGAGAAUUACCCAUGUAAUACAAUGGAAGAUUUCCUGUCUUAUCUAAAAGCUUCCUUUGGGAUGUCGGAAUGAGUCAUAUAGCCUCUGAGCUUAGAAUAAUACUUUGGGGCUCAACUUUCACAUUUCAUCUUUCUCCUAUCUACUUAAAUUCAGGCAAGAUGUUGCCCUUCUAAGAGAAUGGUGUUUGCUUGCUGAAAUGUCUGUUUUGUUGCAAUUUUUGUGAUUAAGUGCAGAAGCACCAUGGACAAACUUUGUGGGUACUUCAGUUUUGUUUAUUGUUGUUACAGAUGUGACUUUUGAUAUGAAAUGAUUUCACUGACAAAUUUUCAGAUUAAAUGGGCUUU
Myripristis murdjan (pinecone soldierfish) is the source of this 1889-nucleotide messenger RNA. It is a transcript of the gene dnaaf10, whose product is annotated as dynein axonemal assembly factor 10. Gene Ontology annotation, molecular function: protein binding. The coding region runs from base 102 to 1178 and encodes 358 amino acids. The transcript has 8 exons. The record is from RefSeq and is a predicted model, not a curated record. Lineage: Eukaryota; Metazoa; Chordata; Actinopteri; Holocentriformes; Holocentridae.